This is a messenger RNA of Thyridium curvatum, 1740 nucleotides long. RefSeq lists its product as uncharacterized. The record is from RefSeq and is a predicted model, not a curated record. The transcript is spliced from 2 exons. NCBI's taxonomy places the organism in Eukaryota, Fungi, Ascomycota, Sordariomycetes, Thyridiales, Thyridiaceae. The coding region runs from base 1 to 1740 and encodes 579 amino acids.
AUGACGGAAUCAUUUGAUACGGUUGUGGUGGGCGCAGGCUGGUUUGGCUUGGCGGCUGCCAAAGCCUACAAGCAGGUGCACCCCAACGCCAACAUCGCCGUGCUCGAAGCGGCUGAGUCGUGUGGUGGCACGUGGUCAAACAACAGACUCUAUCCGGGCCUCAAGUCCAACAACAUGGUUGGGACCUAUGAGUUCCCCGACUUUCCCAUGUCGGAAGAAAAGUACGGCGUCAAGCCGAACAACCACAUCCCCGGUGCGGUCCUGCACCGAUAUCUCACAGACUUCGCGAAAGAGUUCGGUUUCUUUGAUCGCAUCCAGUUCAACACGGCAGUCAACCUCGUCGAGAAGAACGGCGAGAAGGGCUGGAGCCUGACUGUCACGACGCCCGAGGGGAGCCGCAAGGUCGACACGGCAAAGCUGAUCCUGGCCACGGGCCUCACAUCAACGCCCAACAUGCCGACCUACCGCGGCUCGGAAAACUUCGAGGCGCCCUUCUUCCAUGCAAAGGAUUUCUGCAAGGAGGCGCCCACUCUCAAGAACGUCAAGCGGGCGACUGUCGUCGGUGGCGCCAAGUCGGCAUACGACGUGUGCUACGCCAUGGUCCAGCAGGGCGCGGAGGUGGACCUCAUCGUCCGCCCGAACGGCCACGGACCGGUGUGGAUUGCGCCUGCAUUCGUGACUCCGCUCAAGAAGCGGUUAGACCAGAUCCUCAACGUCCGGUUCAUGAGCUGGAUGAGUCCCUGCCCCUGGGGCGGCGAGGAUGGCUACCCCGGCAUCCGGCGGUUCCUUCACAACACGGCUCUCGGUCGCUUCAUUGUCAGGUCUUUCUGGAAGGUGCUGAGCAACGAUGUCACCACUGCCAUCAACUAUGAGAACAAUGCCGAGCUGAAGAAGCUCAAGCCGUGGAACUCGGCAUUCUGGAUCGGCAGCGGUCUCAGCAUCCUGAACUACGACACUUCAUUCUUUGAUCUCGUCAGGGAGGGCAAGAUCCGCGUGCACAUCGACAACAUCGACCACCUAGAGCCCCGCAAGGUCGUGCUCGUCGGUGGAGAGACGAUUGAGUCGGAUGUUCUCGUAGCCUCCACGGGCUGGAAGAAAGAGUCGACGAUCAAGUUCGCUGGCCUCGGAGAGGAACAGCUCGGCCUCCCCGGAACGGUGGCAGAGAAGAAGGCGCUUGCCGAGAAGGCAGACGCCGAGGUUCUCCGCGACUUCCCCAUCCUCAAGGACCAGCCCAAGCUCGCCUUCGUGCCCAAGGAGGCGGAUCCCCUGCGCUACUACCGCUUCAUCGUCCCUUACACGAUGAUCGAGUCGCGAAACCUCGCCUUUGCCGGCAUGAUCUCCUGCGUCAGCACGGCGACCGUCGCGGCGAUCCAGGGCCACUGGAUCGCGGCGUUCAUGGGCGAGCAGCUAGACCGGGCGCCCAAGUCGGGCCAGGAGGUCAUCGACGAGAUCAUGCUGCACACCCAGUGGGGCAAGUGGCGCUACCCCAGCGGCUACGGCGCCAGCCUGCCCGACUUCGUCUUCGAGGGCGUGCCCUACACGAACCUGCUGAUGAAGGACCUGGGCCUCAAGACGCAUCGCAAGCCCGGCCUCUUCGCCGAGCUCACUUCGCCGUACCUGCCUCCCGACUUUGCUGGGCUGAUGGAGGAGUGGAAGCAGGCGCACGAGAAGAAUGCAGCUGCUGAUGGGGAUCUCAAGGGUGCUCCUGCUGUUGCUGCUGCUGCUGCUGCCAGUAGUUAA